UUGGGUAAUGAAAAAUAAAUUCCUUUUCUUGUCUUCUUCCCCAAUCCCCUGUUCUUGAGCUCUGUUCUUCUUCUUCCUUCCUUAAUCUCUCAUUUCUUUCCUCCCAAACUUGGAACUAUAGAAUCUGGUUCUAACAUAUAGCUAGAAAUUUCAUAAUGAUUUCUCUUACCUCCACCACCAUGCCACAGUGGCUUCUCAUCCCCCUCGUAGCUCUCCUUCCAUUGAUACUAAUUCUGAAGAGCAAACAAGUGAGGAGAACCAACCUUCCUCCUGGCCCUUCUAAGCUUCCCAUCAUAGGUAACCUGCACCAACUUGGUGAGCUUCCAUUCCGUUCUCUAAGGGAACUGUCCAAGGAAUAUGGUCCAAUCAUGCAAUUACAACUUGGGAGAAUGCCUACGUUAGUUGUCUCAUCUGCUGAAUUGGCAAGUGAGAUCCUGAAGUCUCAUGAUCUUGAAAGUUGCAGUAGACCUGACUUGAAGGGAACUAGGAGGCUCUCAUACAACUUCUUAGACAUUGCUUUUGGGCCUUACACUGAGUACUGGAGAGAGAUGAGGAAGCUCACAGUUCUAGAGCUCUUCAGUGUCAAGAGGGUGCAAUCUUUUCGUUUCAUUAGAGAAGAAGAAGUUUCUGAAAUGAUGAGCUUAAUUUCGAAAUCUUCUUCUUCUGCAACUCCUAUUAAUCUGAAUGAGAUGUUCUUUAACCUAACUGAUGAAAUAAUUUGUAGGGUUGCUUUUGGUAGAAGUUACAAAGGGAGGGGUUUUGAUGAUGGGAGAUUUGGAGAUGCUAUUAAAGAAGCCGUUGCUAUUUUGGGUAGCUUCUCUGCUACCGAUUUUUUCCCUUAUGUAGGGUGGAUCUUGGAUAGGUUCACUGGCCUCCAUGGAAGGCAGGAGAAGUGCUUCCUUGAAUUUGAUCAUUUCUACCAAAACGUGAUUGAUGAACAUCUCAAGAAUGAGAGAGAUGGAUCAGAGCAGGAAGACAUCAUUGAUGUCUUGCUCAAAGUAGGACAAGAUCAAAAAGGUGGAGGUUCUCUCUCCAAUGACCAUAUCAAAGGAAUGCUCAUGAAUAUAUUCUUAGGUGCAGUAGACACUAGCGCUGUUGUGUUAGCAUGGGCAAUGACAGAGCUUGCUAAGAACCCAGAAGUGAUGAUGAAAUUACAGGAUGAGAUUAGAAGCACUGUCAGAAAGAAAGGAAAAGUUGUUGAAGAAGAUAUCGAACAACUUAAAUUCCUCAAAAUGGUGGUAAAGGAGACUCUAAGAUUGCAUUCUCCAAUCCCUCUAUUAAUCCCACGAGAAACCAGGCAACAUUUUACCAUUAAAGGAUAUGACAUUUACCCCAAAACAAGGGUACUAGUGAAUGUAUGGGCAAUCGGUAGAGAUCCAAAAUAUUGGAAUAAACCAGAAGAGUUCAUGCCAGAGAGGUUCAUGGAUAGCUCAAUCGAUUUUAAGGGAACACAUUUUAUGUUACUACCAUUUGGAGCAGGUCGAAGAAUUUGUCCUGGGAUGCACAUGGGUAUUGCAACUGUUGAACUAACACUUGCAAAUCUUAUGUAUGCCUUUGAUUGGGGUCUUCCUAAUGGGAUGAAGAAGGAAGAUAUAGACGUGGAUGAGACAUCAGGUCUUCUUGCUCAUAAGAAAUCUCCUAUUUACCUUGUGCCAAUUGAACAGAAUAUUAACUUAAUUAGUAUUUGAUGGAUUGCCAACCCCCUUUAGUUGGAAUAAGGCUGAGUCGAGUUGAGUAUUUGAUGGACCCUUGACAAGUAUUCGAUUUGCAUUAUUUGACAGCAUAAGUGUUAUAUUUUCACCACCGCCUUUAUUGUACACUAGCUUAUGUGUGUUUUUACUCUUUCAUUGUGUAUCUAACUGACAAAUAAAUAAAUAAAUAAUUGCCUUUUUUUUUUUC
Messenger RNA from Macadamia integrifolia, 1899 nucleotides. Its product is annotated as cytochrome P450 71B10-like. The transcript is spliced from 3 exons. The coding region runs from base 156 to 1688 and encodes 510 amino acids. The record is from RefSeq and is a predicted model, not a curated record. Lineage: Eukaryota; Viridiplantae; Streptophyta; Magnoliopsida; Proteales; Proteaceae. Gene Ontology annotation, molecular function: monooxygenase activity; iron ion binding; oxidoreductase activity, acting on paired donors, with incorporation or reduction of molecular oxygen.